This is a messenger RNA of Monopterus albus (swamp eel), 3615 nucleotides long. Its product is annotated as tumor necrosis factor receptor superfamily member 10B-like. Gene Ontology annotation, molecular function: protein binding. The coding region runs from base 267 to 1613 and encodes 448 amino acids. The transcript has 10 exons. NCBI's taxonomy places the organism in Eukaryota, Metazoa, Chordata, Actinopteri, Synbranchiformes, Synbranchidae. Gene Ontology annotation, cellular component: cell surface; plasma membrane. Gene Ontology annotation, biological process: TRAIL-activated apoptotic signaling pathway; positive regulation of apoptotic process. The record is from RefSeq and is a predicted model, not a curated record.
CACAGCUCCCGGGGCAGAAAAAUAAUCCUGCUGCUGCUCAGACCGUGAACGUCUGUGCUCCCACGAAAACGGUGUGAGGUUUUGUCAGUGAUAACAGCAAUCUCACGAAAGAAACUGGAUGACUGAUCACUUUAAGGCUGGGCUAGUGUUGCUGUUCUCCUUUUUCUCUUUAAGUGUCGUUUUUUUAGAGACUUCAUAGUCGUGGAUUUUAACGCCAAGUCCCACGUCUCCGGGAUUGCCUCUCAUCUCAUCGCGAGGUUCCCAAGAUGAGCUUCAAACCGCUGGUCGGCAAACUUUACGUGGUGGCAGCUCUCUUCAUCGUGCUGGUUUGUCAUGCAGACGAACUGCCAGCAUCUCAGUGGUCCGGCGAUGAAUACAGGAAUCACACGGUUCGACAACAGAGAGCCUGUGUUGAGAACGAACAGUACCUCCACCAGGGGCUCUGCUGCAUCAAUUGCCAGGCUGGAACAUUUGUGGAUAAACCCUGUGAAAGAGACCAAGAACAAGGGACGUGUCGUCCCUGUGAUCAUGGAAAGACCUACACAGAGCACCCCAAUGGGAUGGACCGCUGUCUGCAGUGCACCCCCUGUCGCUCAGAUGAGACUGAAACUGCGCCCUGCACCACAACGACCGACGCUAGGUGCCAGUGCAAACAGGGGACUUUCUGUGUGCCAGAUCAGGCCUGUGAGGUCUGCAAACGCUGUGCCAAGUGCAAACCAGGGGAGGAAGAGGUGAAGAAGUGCACCUCCAUUUCUAACACUGUGUGUCAAAAGCGGGACCCGUCCCCCACUGGGCCAUCUCCGGCCCUUCCCACGCCGACGCCGCCUUCUGCAUCAGACAUCUGGAAUCCUAUAUACAUCACCCUGGGUGCCAUCAUCAUCAUCAUCAUCAUCAUCCUUGCUGGACUGGCUGUGCGGUUCAAACGGCAGCUGUGUGAAAGACCAUGUCUAAAGAGCCACUGUGACUCCAGUGAAAUAGUGAAGAUUCCUAUUGAUGAGAGUGGAGCCACGGCAGAGGAGCGGCAGAACAAUCAGAACGCAGGCCUGGAGGGAGAGGAGGUCCGCCCCGAGUCCCGGCCCCUGCUGCAGGAGACCCAGACUGAGAUGACCAAGGCCUCCCCUGCCCGUGAAGACGAGGACCGAGGCCUAGGGGACAGUUUGCCCAACACCACUAACUCAUCUCAGACUAGCCUGUCAGCCCUGCCCACAGCGGCUUCCUCUGGUAACACCCCCCACCAGAGCCCCGCUGCCUUCAGGCUGCCGCCUGCAGACGUGGAUGAUCCUCUGAGACAUCGACUGGUGCCACUGCAAGGGUCAGAAAAAUCCCUGAAGAAGAGCUUUGAUUUGUUUGAUGAGUACCUGGACGUGCGGAUCCAUAACAAGUUCUUCAGACUGAUUGGAGUCAGUGACAACCACAUUCGGAUUGCAGAGAACGGCCCCACCGUUGACAAAGUGUAUGAACUGCUGAAGAACUGGAUGCAGAAGGAGGGACUAAAAGCAGACAUCAACGACCUGUUAAAAGCUUUGCUAAGUCUGGACCAGCUGCGCUCGGCUGAGAGCAUCGCCUCUGCAGCCCUGCAGAAGGGCUACUACAAGCACGCAGGCACUCCCUGAACGUAACAGGGUCUGCAAGUGAAGUAAAUAAAACGUACUUAAUGCAAGAAAACCUAAAAAGCACAUCGACACCGUCGGUGGACUUGGUGUCUCAUGAACAGGCUUUCCUCUUCGUGGCCGACUAGCCCUGUAUUCAGAAGCCAGUAGUUUUAAAACCACAACAAGGGGAAGCUGGAGUAUUGAUCAGCGUUCUGAGGAUGUUGACUGCAAAUGCUCAGUUGUUAGCAAAGCAUUUUGGUCAAAUUCAACAACAUUAUCACCAAAGACGACCAUGAAAAUGUUUUCAAAAUGCAUGAAGGUGUCAGCUUUCACAGGCUGAAAGGGCUGCAUGUUUUAGGCUGUAGUGAAGCAACGUGCAGCCAAAUACUGAAAGCUUAGACGUCUCAUGGCGUGUGUCACGCGUCUGGUCCUCUCCCCAGAUCAUCAUACACUACCUGGAGACAGAUAUACACUGGUUUGUAGGAGUGGCAUUAGCUGUGUCACUAAUACUGUGCCUCCUUGAUGCACUGGCCUCUGGCACAUGUAGGGUUUAAAACUACAAUUCUGAUAGAUUUGUUGUUUUGUAGAAACCAUAAGCAACAGUCCGUGAGCGUUUUCCUGAGUAGUGAUGGAGAAAUAUUGGCCUUUUGUUAUGACCAUGGUUAAUGUGCAGCCCUACUAAUCAUAAGCGUCACAUCUUCAAUGGCGUUUGAUCAUCUAAAUGUACUUAGGUAUCAUUUACAGUCGUCACAUUGUUUUAUGUUUUCAGUCUUUGUUCAGUGUUAAUUCUCUCACACACACACGACACACGGAAGGAAUUUCACAAGCUGUUUCUUUUGAAGCCGUUAAUAGCUCAGUAAAAUGUUUCCGUGACGUUUCUUUAUAACUUGGAAAGCUUCAAAGGUCAUUUUAUUUAUUGACAUAUUUAUUGUAAUGAAUAAUAAUUAUCUUAUUAUUUAUAGCAUCGCCAGAAGCAGCCCUGGGAAACAAGCACACACCCUCUUAGGGUUGUGACGAUGUUUAGCUGCAGGGCAAAUUGACUGACAUCAGAUCUAAGGUGUGGUUGAAACUCGUGGCUUUUUGUGAAAUGCUGUUCGCGCCUGCUGCAUCUUGUUCAGCGCCAACACUUCGAUCCACACUGUCAAUGUUACAUUUGGUCACAUGAUUUUAUUUAGACCACUUUCAGCACAGAGCUGAAGCUUUUUAGAUACUGAGUGUAGAAUGUGUCAUGUAAAGUUGGAGCUGAGGCGACGUGGGUCUUAGCACCUGAGGACUGACCUGUUGAGUCCAGCUGAUGUAGUGAGCCGACUGACCACGUGUCGGCGGUGACAUGAGAUGCAGGUACGGAGUGUUUUGUCUAGGUUAGACUCAGACAAGAUGAAGGAAACCUUUUCUGGAUUUUAAAAGGAGCACAAAGCUGUUUCCCUUUUCCCAUGUACAUAGAAAUGAAGCCACGUGUAAAUGCAGCUCUAUUAAUGAACCAAAAUGAUUGUAGUGAGGUAUGAAGUUACUCAAGACAACAAACAGAGCAGUUUCUAUUGAUGUUGGGACAUUUUCAACUAGACUUUGCCCAUUUUCCUGCAGUGUCUGGUGUAUAAAAUAAAGAGUAACAGAGUUCUAUUACUGCUCAUAGUGAUGCUACAGUGCUGGCACUGCCAUCUAAUGACACACGGUGAGAAUACAGCCUGCAUCUCUUUCUAGGGACCCUACUCUCUUUUUAACAUGUUCAUUUUAAAUUCCUCAUAGCUUUUCCAAAAGUAGCAUAACAGUGAAGAGGCUUGUGUGCAUGUUUUGUUUACUCUGUGCCAGUUCAAGAGUGUGUGUCCAGUUUUUUUAAUGUAGUUUCUGUGUUGUUUUACUUUCCAAGUCCUGAACUGUCCAAUUAACUGACUUGUGUAAAAACCUGUUCAGCAUUACCACUCAGCCCCUUAGCCAUGGAUCUCAGAUAUAAAUUAUGCAAAUACAAAGUUUCUAUGUCAAUUUCAAAUAAAUGUUUUGUACAGAUAUAAAUCCUUUUAAAUUA